This is a messenger RNA of Vigna unguiculata (cowpea), 1104 nucleotides long. RefSeq names its product 3-oxoacyl-acyl-carrier synthase-like protein (Protein of unknown function DUF455). NCBI's taxonomy places the organism in Eukaryota, Viridiplantae, Streptophyta, Magnoliopsida, Fabales, Fabaceae. The record is from RefSeq and is a predicted model, not a curated record.
UGACACCCAUUAUUGUACUCAACCCUGUUUUUUGAUCUUUACAAUAACAGAGAUUUAUUAAAGAAACAGAUGCUUAGAAUUUGACAUCAGGGGAAGAUAUGGUCCCCAACCAAGAAACCUUAGUGGAAGCGGCGCUCCGAGUUCUCAACACCGCCGACCCCUUCGAGAAGGCCCGACUCGGCGACUCGGUGGCUACGCGUUGGCUCAAUGGAGCCAUGGCGGAACCCUACGACCCUUCUGCCGGCGACCACCUUACGCUCCCUGAUCGCCCCGCAAGGCUAUCUUCUGUGAAGUUGGUGGCGCCGAGUCUGAUGCCGAAGCUGGGCAAAGCGGGAAGCUUGCAGAGCAGAAUAGCCAUUGUUCAUAGCCUCACUCACACUGAAAGCUGGGCCAUUGACUUGUCUUGGGAUAUAAUAGCACGUUUUGGCAAGCAAGAAUCAAUGCCUAGAGAGUUCUUUACAGAUUUUGUGAAGGUAGCACAGGAUGAAGGGCGGCACUUCACUCUUCUUGCUGCACGACUUGAGGAGCUUGGUUCUUAUUAUGGAGCAUUACCAGCUCAUGAUGGCCUUUGGGAUUCUGCCACUGCUACUUGCAAGGAUUUGUUAGCACGAUUAGCCAUUGAACAUUGUGUCCAUGAGGCCAGAGGACUUGAUGUGCUGCCUACAACAAUCUCACGUUUUCGCAACAGCGGUGAUAACACUACAGCAGAUUUACUAGAAAGUGUAGUUUAUCCGGAAGAGAUUACACAUUGUGCUGCUGGAGUGAAGUGGUUCAAGUAUCUAUGCCAGAGGUCUAUGAAUUCAACCUCAGAGCAAGAAGAGCAAAGUGAAAGUAAAGAUGAAGAACAUGAAGUGAUAACAAAGUUUCAUGCAAUAGUGAGAGCAUAUUUUAGAGGACCCUUAAAACCACCAUUUAAUGAGGCUGCGAGAAAAGCAGCUGGAUUUGGUCCCCAGUGGUAUGAACCACUUGCUGUUAAAGAGGUUGAUACCAUCCAAUAGCAAAUAAUUGAUAUCUUUUAUUUAACUGGCAGUAUCCUAGCUUCAUACAUGGCAAAUGUAACACAUACAACAGCAGUUUUGGGUCUUUUUUGUUUCAUAUUUUAAA